Molecule: messenger RNA, 2035 nt
Organism: Astrephomene gubernaculifera
Lineage: Eukaryota; Viridiplantae; Chlorophyta; Chlorophyceae; Chlamydomonadales; Astrephomenaceae
Source: the annotation of a GenBank genome assembly
GCCACUUGCUUCAAAGGUGUUUUAAGGAGAGGAAUUCGCAUUCACGCGGUCGCGACCCUAACUGAAGCCUGUGUACUAAACGCUCGUGCUUUUGUUUUAUCUUCACAUCCAGUCUUUUUUUUAUUUGAACAAUGAAAGUCAAUUGCGGUGUUCAUUGCCACUUAUACUAAUUUUUAGGCGUUCGCUUAUUUCGAUGAGUGUAACUCCAGGCGCGACUGCAACCGGGGGGCCUUUACACAACGAAGUAUGAAUAAAGGUAUAAUUCGUUUAGGUAAUGAGGAGCUCAGCUGGUGGGCGUACUCGACCACGUAACAGCCGGCUUGAAGCCUGACUAGUGCGACUACGUCCUCGGCUUAGAACGAUGACAGCGAAUAAGUCUUGUUAUCAUCACAAUCAUUGCUUUCAUAAAUGGUCAUCGAAAGGCGUUGGCGAGCGACCGGUUACUGCGCGACGUGCAAGCCACGCGCCAUCGCGUGCGGCCCCUAGUCGCCUAUUAGCACUCCUCUUAUUUACCUCGCUUCUACAACUCCUUCACUUCGAUAGAGUGGUAGCUGGACACGCUCUAGCUGCAAUUCCUAGCUUACUUCCUUUUGGCGGGACGCAGCGGUUGCGGGACUCGGAAAGUUUCCGAAGCGACGAGGUGGCAUCCGACGAUGGGAACAGCACCGCACUUCAUCACCCACAUGCGCAGCCCCGCCGGCACCUGCUGGCUGCUGCUGCUGCUGCUACCCCGCCGCGCAAGCGCACCAGCUUCAAGCGGCAGCCCACGCCCGGCGCCGCUUACGUUAGCAUCGGCAAGGUGCGCCCCUUCACGGGCGACGUCUACCCCACCUCCUCCCUAGCGCAGGCCCUGGCUGCCCGCGCCUACAAGCGGGAGGUCAUCCUAGUGACCGACACGCGGCCCCGUGCAGCGCUGCAACUGUACGACAACCUAGCCCAGCUGGGCCUGGUGCAUGUGCUGUGGCUGACGUCAUCGCAGGCCUCCUGCGCCGCGUUGGAGCAGCUAGCGGCCGCCCGAGCCGAACUCCAGAGCUCCCGCCAGCAGCAGCAGCAGUCCAGUAAUAGCAGAACCACCGGUCGCGGCACGGCGGCGAAGCUGGGCCCUAACGACGCCAUGGGUUGCGCCUGGUACAGCCAGCCCUUCCCCCCCGGCUUCACCGGCCACCGGCAGCUGAUGACGAAGCGGCUCAUGCUGCUCGCCCGCGCCGCCCGGCUGCGCUACAACGUGCUCACCCUGGACACCGACGUCAUCGUGUUCCGCGACCCCUACCCCUACCUCAAGGCGCCCCCGUACGGCAAGAUGCAGCUGAUUGUGGGUCGCAGCGUGCGCGGCGGCGGCGUGGUGAACACGGGGGUGAUGUACCUGCAGGGGGCGGCGCGGGAGGGGCCGGUGGCCUGGCUGCUGGGGGAGGUGGUGGACCGCAACCUCCGCUGGCUGGAGCACAACAACAGCAGCAGUAGCAGUAGCAGUAGCAGUGCAGCAGGGGCGGCAGGAGCAGGAGGGGCAGCGCCCUACCUGGCGCCGCACCAGGCGGACACGCGGGGCUGCUGGGACCAGUUCCUGUUGGCUGACGUGCUGCUGAGCAGCCUCACGGGCCGCCUGGUGCUUUGGUACUGCGUGAAGCCGCCCGCAACCAAUGCGACAGCAGGGGGGACAGCAGGGGGUGCGGCGGGGGUGCGCAUGUUGCGUGCCGGAGCCAGCCGGCGGGAGCGGGAGCGCGAGGAGGAGGGGCGGUGGGGUGCGGUGCACCGCGCGGCGCUGGGGCGGGGUCCCAUGGAGCUGCUGAACCACGAGGUGACCCCCGUGUCCGACCAGCCCUCCCUGGCCUCCCUGGUGGCCGCCAAGGCCUUCAUGACGCACUGGGCCAACCUCACAACAACCUCUUCCACAGCAGCCGGGCAGCAGCAGCGGGCAGCGGCAGCAGGGGGCGGCGACCCGCCCCCGCUGCUGCCGGAGGAGCCGGGGUACCGCCUGCCGCCCCGCCGGCCGGGGGGGCUGGCGGAGGCCUUCCGGGCGCAGCUGGCGGCGGAGGCG